Messenger RNA from Botrytis deweyae, 1332 nucleotides. RefSeq lists its product as uncharacterized. The record is from RefSeq and is a predicted model, not a curated record. Gene Ontology annotation, molecular function: ATP binding; RNA binding; glutamate 5-kinase activity. Gene Ontology annotation, cellular component: cytoplasm; cytosol. NCBI's taxonomy places the organism in Eukaryota, Fungi, Ascomycota, Leotiomycetes, Helotiales, Sclerotiniaceae. The transcript has 5 exons. Bases 1 to 1332 code for a protein of 443 amino acids.
AUGAACGUUGGCAAGAUGAAGACCCCGAAAUCUUUGACUAUAGUUAUAAAGUUAGGGACCAGUUCCAUCGUGGAUGAGAAAACUCAUGAGCCGUUAUUGAGUAUUUUGAGUUUGAUUGUUGAGACUGCUGUGAGACUACACAAAGAUGGACACAAAGUUAUUAUUGUAUCCUCCGGAGCUAUUGGAGUUGGACUUCGAAGAAUGGACCUGGAUAAGAGGCCAAAACAUCUUCCCCGAGUACAAGCUUUAGCAGCAAUCGGACAAUGUCGUCUUAUAAGUCUAUGGGAUAGCUUGUUCGCUCACUUACAACAACCUGUUGCACAAAUUUUACUCACGAGAAAUGAUAUUGCAGAUCGAACCCAAUACCGAAAUGCUCAAAACACCUUGCACGAGCUUCUCGAGAUGGGCGUCAUCCCUAUCGUUAACGAAAACGAUACCCUAGCUGUCGCUGAAAUCAAAUUCGGAGACAAUGAUACUCUAUCUGCAAUCACUGCGGCUAUGCUCCAUGCAGAUUACUUAUUCCUGAUGACUGAUGUCGACUGUCUCUAUGAUAAAAACCCUCGAACGCAUCCAGAUGCACAAGCAAUUGAGGUUGUUGAAGACAUCUCCGCAUUACAGGCCGAUGUAUCAAGUGCUGGCUCUAGCCUCGGUACAGGGGGAAUGUCCACAAAAAUAGUUGCUGCCCGUCUAGCCACCUCCGCAGGUGUGACAACUGUCAUAACACGGUCCUCUAGCCCAGGAAACAUUGCAAGUAUUGUGAGCUAUGUUCAAUCCCUCAAAAAUUCCGCUUUGGGCGGUAGGGGCGGUGAUGUUAUUUCGCAAUCACAGACACCAGAAACUCUCACGAGAUCCAAUUCCACACUAUCUCUUACUGGUUUAACGUCAUCGCUUGUGGAGCCACCUCUACAUACCAGGUUCCUUCCCUCGCAUCAGCCGAUCAGGGACCGCUAUUUCUGGCUUCUACAUGGCCUCUCUCCACAUGGAACGAUCUAUAUUGAUGCUGGUGCUCAUCGAGCAUUGGCGGCCAAAGCCGGUCUGCUUCCUGCCGGGAUUGUAGAUGUAGAGGGCAGCUUUGCCCAGCAAGAAGCCGUGCGUCUAGUAGUUGUCGAGCGCCCAGGAUCGUCAGAUGCAAAGAUUGUGGCAGGGUCAGGAGUCGAAGUGGGUAGGGCGUUAGUAAACUACAGUGCAAUGGAGAUAGCUAGGAUUAAAGGUGUGAGAAGUAGUGAAAUACAUGGAUUGUUAGGCUAUGCAGAUAGUGAGUAUGUUGCUUUGAGGGAGAAUAUAAGCUUCUUCGAAAGAGGGAGUAGAAGUGCAACACCGGUUCUCAGUUAG